This is a messenger RNA of Meloidogyne enterolobii, 296 nucleotides long. NCBI's taxonomy places the organism in Eukaryota, Metazoa, Nematoda, Chromadorea, Rhabditida, Meloidogynidae. The record is from the annotation of a GenBank genome assembly.
AUGUAUUUCCCUUUAAAUUUUAUUUUUAAAAUUUUAUUUUUGCAAAAAAUUCUUUCCAUCUCCAAUUUCUCUUUAUUUUUAUUCCACAAUUUUGACAUUUAUAUCUUUUCUAUAUUUUAUACCCUUUUUAUUCACAUCCAUAAGCCAAUUUCUAAAAUUCCCAAUCCAUCCAUUCCUUCAACAUUUCCGACUGGUCAAUUGCGUUAUAAGGCCCCAACCCUCCCAACUUGUUUUUACUUCUCUCCAUUUUCACUCUUUGGCUUCCGCUUGUUUAGCUUAUUUUUAUUUCUCUAGAG